Molecule: messenger RNA, 534 nt
Organism: Schistosoma rodhaini
Lineage: Eukaryota; Metazoa; Platyhelminthes; Trematoda; Strigeidida; Schistosomatidae
Source: the annotation of a GenBank genome assembly
UCUAAAUCUUAUUGGCCUAUAAAUGGCUUUCUUUUCUAAGGGAUCUUACGUAGUACGCUCUCUUUAGUCCCGGACGCUAUCAGCUUGUUAGUCUGUUUCUAGGUGAGUCAUGUCUGGAAGGGGCAAAGGUGGAAAAGGUCUUGGAAAGGGAGGAGCCAAGCGACAUAGGAAGGUGUUGCGCGACAACAUACAAGGUAUUACGAAGCCUGCUAUUCGUCGCCUUGCUCGUCGUGGAGGUGUGAAGCGCAUUUCUGGCUUGAUUUAUGAGGAAACUCGUGGUGUGUUGAAAGUAUUCCUAGAAAACGUUAUUCGUGACGCCGUCACAUACACGGAACAUGCCAAACGAAAAACUGUAACUGCUAUGGACGUGGUGUAUGCUUUGAAACGCCAGGGUCGUACAUUGUACGGUUUUGGUGGCUAAAUCUGACAUGUGGAUUAUUGGUAUAGCUCCACUGCCCUGUUUAGGGCUAACAUUUUGAUGUAUAUACUGUUACUUUUCAUUUGCUUACUAUUGUCAUUAUAUCUUGCAUUCAC